Molecule: messenger RNA, 1125 nt
Organism: Manihot esculenta (cassava)
Lineage: Eukaryota; Viridiplantae; Streptophyta; Magnoliopsida; Malpighiales; Euphorbiaceae
Exons: 9
Coding region: 86-1006 (306 amino acids)
Source: RefSeq, a predicted model, not a curated record
AUAAAUUUUUCAGAGGGCAGUCAGAAAAAUUAUCUUCUCUUAUCUCUUCAUCUCUCAGAAUACAGUGAGAGGCAAAACAAGAAACAUGAACUCCUCUUCAAUCUUCUCGCCGAUUUAUUCAUCUUCUCACGCUCUUCUCAAGCCAAACAACAACCCUUUUCUAGGAAAAUUUCUUGCUUCCAAACCAUGUACACCUCUCAAGAGAAGAGCUGCUUUAACUACAAGAGCUCUUCUCUCAGCUACCAAAGAAUCAGUGUUGAAGGACUUCCACGAACGAAGAGCUCUCAAGAUAAUCUCAGGUUUGCAGAAUUUUAACAAAGAUAAUGUUGCUUCAGUUGUUACUGCUGCAGACAAGGGGGGAGCCACUCAUGUGGAUAUAGCCUGUGACCCAGAAUUGGUGAAGCUUGCGAGUAGCUUAACUUCUCUUCCGGUCUGUGUUUCCUCUGUUGAUCCAGAAGCAUUUCUGGCUGCAGUUGAAGCAGGAGCACUGAUGGUGGAAAUUGGGAAUUAUGAUUCGUUUUAUGAUGAGGGAGUAGUUUUCUCUCCAGAGCAGAUAUUAAAUCUAACAAAGCAUACUAAAAGGAUCCUUCCAUCUGUUACACUAUCUGUUACUGUUCCACACACUCUAAGCCUUCCUGACCAGGUGAAGCUUGCAGAGCUUUUGGAACAGGAAGGUGCUGACAUUAUACAAACUGAAGGAGGAAAAUGUUCUAAUCCUUCAGAAUCUGGUGUUCUCGGUCUGAUUGAGAAGGCAACACCCACCUUGGCUGCAGCCUAUUCGAUUUCGAGAGCUGUCAAAAUUCCGGUAAUGUGUUCAUCUGGACUUAGUGCAGUAACAGCACCAAUGGCAAUCACAGCAGGGGCUUCUGGUGUGGGUGUGGGCUCAGCAGUUAACAAGCUAAAUGAAGUGGUUGCAAUGAUCGCAGAGGUUAGAAAUAUUGCAGAUUCAUUAGGCAUCUCAGCUGAUAGACAUGCCACACCUGAAGAGAGAAUUUUGACAUUGUAAAACCGAGAGUAUUUCUUGUUUGUUUAUGACCACAAGAAUAAAGCACAAGUAAAAUGUCCAGAAGUCUUUCCAUGUGAUUAAACUGAUGAUGAUAUGAUAAAAUCAUCCUGCUUCUGUUA